Molecule: messenger RNA, 5977 nt
Organism: Anopheles funestus (African malaria mosquito)
Lineage: Eukaryota; Metazoa; Arthropoda; Insecta; Diptera; Culicidae
Gene: crm
Product: protein cramped
Exons: 5
Coding region: 369-3896 (1175 amino acids)
Biological process (GO): pattern specification process
Cellular component (GO): nucleus
Molecular function (GO): chromatin binding
Source: RefSeq, a predicted model, not a curated record
AACCGAGCGCGAAUGCAAACCAAAGCCGAACGACAUCUUUGCAUUUGGCCUGCGUUUUUAUUGUUUCGAAAUCUUUGGUUUCGAUGUAUAAUUUGUUCCUGUGCCGUUCAUCGUAAGGAGCUUUUCGUAAAAGUGCAUCAAAUAUUGCCGGUAGUUUUAUUGAGGCACAGGGCGCGCAAACCUGCUGUACAAAUUCUGUUUCGUUUCACGAAAAAAGCACACCAAAGCAUAGAGGUGCUUACCGUGUAGGGUGGUAGCAGCCAGCGAGAAUGUUCGCCUGCGGUGAUUCACCAGCGGAUGUCGUUCACGGCCUACCGGAGCACUUUCAAUGACACGUACGUUCGUUAUAGUUCAACCUGUUUAAAAGAAUGUAUGCAUCCAGCAGCAGCAAUUGCUUCGCCGGCAUAAGCAACUUCCAGGAAUUGCGAUACACCACAACACCAUCGAACAAAAACGCUUCGCUCGCGGAGGAGCUGGAAACGACAGACCACAAUGCCACCGCAUCGUUAUCUUCGCACGUUUCAUUACAUUUUACGUCCACCAGUACCACCACUACUACCUCGUUCGAACUUGAUGGAACGGUGGCCACGGCUAAGGAACCGCUGGUACCGCUCGAGCCGUGCAGCGGUUCCGAAGAUGCGGUCCAGUUCGAUAUGUCAACGUCACCCGAGCAGUUUGACACCUUCGCACCGAACACGAAGGACCAACCGUUGCCGGAUGCAGCACCACCCGUACGGUCAGCGAAACCACACCGCAAGGAAAACGUUCGCGGAUGUUCGUUUUCACUCCCGUCCGAAGAGUUGCUCGGUUCGGUGACGACGUUCUACCCAUCGGGUGAUCUGGAAAAUGGGCAAACGUUGCGCACUAGCGCCCGGGUAAAGCAUAAGAUGCGGAUGGAUUCGAUACGCAGCAAUACGCCACCGUUAACCGAGCGUAAGGAACCGGUCAAACCGCUCGCUUCAUCGCUACUGAAAACGCCCAACCAACCGAAACAGAUGCGCAUCGUCUGGAGCAACCAUGACAAGAAUCUGUUCUUCGAAGCGCUCAACGAGUACGGGAAAGAUUUCGAAGCGAUCCUAAACUAUCUGAACACGAAAAAGCGAAGAAAGGACAACACGGAGCAGCAAGUAUUUAAGUCAAAGGACGUACGGAACCUGUACUACCAGUUCAAUCAAAAAGCCAUGAAGUACAUACAUUUCUCGGACGAGGUAAAGAAGGAAGCCCAGGAGCUGUAUGCACUGAUCAACUACGGUGAGAUGCGCCGGAAGGUACCGUUUCAGAACAAAAAGUACUUCCACAAGCUGAAAGAUCUCGUCUACAAGGGUUUCACGACCGUGCGCGAAAAGGGUAAAAACAUACGCAUCAAAACACCAUCCUGUCGGGCGCUACGGAAGCUAAACCAGCUGGAAGAAUGGCAGGAAGAGAUUAAGCUCCCACCGAAGGUGGAUGUGCUGCUGAAACCCUCCACGACGGAGGCAUGGGGUCGCGUACAAUCGUUGGCACAGAAUCCGCGCGUGCGCAUCACCGUCACGAUUCAGAAACGGCUGUCUGCGCUGCUGCAACUGUUUCAGCAAAGAUGGCGCGCCCAGGACGUACGGCUUGUCGAACGGUUGGGUGAGCUGAACCGUACAUCGGCGACGAUUUCCUCGAAGAUAACACGCCAACGCAUGCAGCACGAGGUGCAGCUAUUUACGCCCGCGGAACCGAAGGAAGGUGCGCUAAAGCUCGGCGGACCGGCGUUAAGGUUUACGCCGGCCCAGAGCGUUGUCAUCCAUCGGCCGAUGAUAAGCUUGACGGAUUUUCAGAGCAACACCAGCAUCUGUCUGAACUCGUACGAGCAGCGUAUCGGUGUGAAGGUGCCGGGCGAAACGUUGUGCGUGGUGGAAAAGCUGACCGGCUGUAAGGAACGGCUGACGGCGUCCGGUCGACGGCAGCGCACCGACAGCGGUUCGGAAAAGGUGGGCAACGAGAGCAAAAAGCUAAAGUAUGACGAAGCAAGCAAGGAACCGAGCGAGGAGAAACCUACGAACGAGGAGCUGCUGCACGUACAGAACGGUGCCUUUACAGAGCAUUUCAAAUCACCGAGCGCUUCAAACGAGUCGACGGAGUUGAAGGAUUUUCUCGGCUACGAUGGCCACCAUUAUGCACCAUCGAGGACGACCGACUGUGAUGCGUUGGUGGCGCGGCAAAGUGACAACUCAUGCGAUGGGUUUGCACUGAUCGACAUGUUACCGGCCGCACGAUAUCAACCCGAUACGGCUGAAAGUUCUGCUGGUGAGGAAGCGAUCAAGGGCAGUGGAAGUAACGGGUUGACCAGCUGCACCACAACAACCACCAUUACAAACACUACCGUUGCUACCAGCACCACCACCACCACCACGAUUGUGACGGUGAAGAAGAAGAAAAAAUAUCACCGGCGAAAAGGUGAAACCGGCAAGACGAACACGAACCAACCGACGAUGAACCACUUCCGGCCGCUCGUGUCGGAGGAACAGAUGCAAAGGAUACGGGACGGAUGGACGCUUGACAGUGUGGGUGAUCUGACGGUCGGCGAUCUUUACAUCAUGUUCGGUGCGGAGAUGAAGGUCGAGCUGGAGUAUGAUUGGGUGCGGGUCGAACCGACGGUAACUCAGCUUACGCCCGCCACACAAGAAGUAAAGGAGUGCCCAACAACAACGGCGGCAUCUUCAUCCUCGGCGGUGGUGAACGAUGGUGGUACACAGCAGGAACAAAUUGCGGACGAAAGUAAACCUAAUGUAAUGGACAUGCCGGAAACGAUGCCCGUUACUACCGGCGAUCGGGUGGAAAAUGUGACCGCCGUCACUGUGAAAGAAGAGGUGAAAGAACAGCGCCGCUGUCCAGUCGAUUCCAUAAGCCGGCGGCUGAAGAGUCUGUUGUUUAUAGCCAGCCUGGAGAAUAGAGAUGUGAAGAAGCGUGUCGCAAAUGCUGGUGCGGCUGAACGUAAACCCAAGCGAACGGAAACGGAAGGUGGCACACAAUUUACGCAGGACGAUUGCCUACAGUUUAAACAACCGAUGCUGCCUGUGCGCAAUCCCAUCAACCACCUAGUGCCGGAGCUUCACGUACCUCCACGUUACAAACAGUCACGCUGGUGGCGAUCACGGGUCAAUCGCCAGCAUGCACUGCAUCCGCUACUACCAAACAUGGUGCGAAUGCCAGUAUCUGCGACGGUUACCUCCUCAUCGGCUCAAUCGGUUGUUGCCCGGGUAACGCAACACGCACCUCCAGUUUCGGCGACUACAAGCACCGGUGAGAGUAGCCGCGUUGUGGAUCCACCCAAUCAGGAGAAAGUCAAGGAACCGAUGAAGAAACUCAUCAAAAAACCGAUAGCGGAGCCGGUCUAUGUGCCGCCACAACCAGCUGUAGAAAAAUGUGCAAACAGUGAGCAAAAUGUUGACAGUAUCAUCGCAAUGCUAACGAACGAUAAUGCCGUGAAGAGCAGCAACAAUAAUACCAAUCCAACGUCUUCCAAUGCGCCCUGUACGAGCGAAUCAUUUGAGCUGCAUACACCGGUGAAGAACCAGAGUACGGAACUGUCGCUGAACGAUCUAAGCCUCAGCAUUUUCGAUCUAUCGCUGCCAUCGACCUCAUCCUCCAUGAUGGCGAACCUGUUCCCCGAUGUCGUACCAUCCGGCAGUGGGUACGUAGUGUCUGCGUCACUGCCGAACGAAAUAGUCGACGGGAAAAUGGACGAUGUGAACCUGAACGAUAUUUCGCUGUCCGGCAUUUUGAGCAGUCUGGAACAGUACCCCACACCUACACGGCAACCGAUCGAUCCGGAUGUGGACAUGUCAUUGUUAAGCGAAAGUACCGUCGACUAUAUCGCACGCUUUCAGGACAUUGCGGACGAAUUGCGUGCGCAGCAGUAUCCCUAGUCUUCGGGGAACAGCCACUGUUUGGUUGCAUCUUCCAAACCCCCCCGGGGUAUGAAUCUCAACACGGUGUACAAUUUAGAACAAGUACUGGCAGCCAGGUGAGUUCGAAUCGGAUCACACGGAUAGAGUUGGUGCUGAUAGCGUUUUAGACGCGAGACGACAUCAAAAACCUCAUUCAUUAGCUACAGACGUUAGGCUCUCUUAGUAAGGUUAUUUGCCAUUAGUUUGCUCACCGUUAAUUAUUUCACCUGGUUAUUUUGUUUAAGCGUAGGUUUAAAGGUGUAUCCCUAAAAGGGAAUAUUGAAAAGCGUCACUAAAAAAAAGUAUUUUAUUUCCACCAUUAGCAGGUGUUACAUCUAACAAGGUUAAUAGAAUUUAAUCAAAACAAUUUCUUCAGUUCGAUUCCUACAAUCUCAGGACGUCCUGGACAAGCCCAUUUAUGGCUUUAUUCAUUAUUUGCCCCUCAAAAGCCGGGUAUUUCCGUAUAAAAUGUGUUUUACCAAUCGUUCUUGCAUGAAGAUUACAGGCCCCGACGGUGGUAGCCCUAAAGCAAUCAAACCACACGAAACUUCGUCCACAUCCACAUUAAUUUUCAUAUUUUGCUUUUUAUCUAUUAUUUCACUUUUUCACUUUUUUGCGUGCAAGAGACUUCACCUAUAAUUCAGAUUUGCUUUAAAACAAAAAUUUUCCCCUAAAAUUAAAAUGUUUCUUCUUCUUUGCUUAACAAUCUUUAAAGACCUUGGCUCCUUUGAUGUUAUCAGACGGAGUAUAAUUUUCCCUUUUUAUUAAUAGAAUUAAUUUUUGAAGAAAGUAGUGAUAUUAUAUUCACAAAAACUUAAAUCCAAUUGAAACCGAUUCAUUAAUUUGCUAAUAUGUGUGUACCUUUACCACUUCUGGGCUUGAUUCACACGUAAUAUCCUGAAUAACAGAUCUCAUCUGGAUUUAUAUCGUGACCUUACGGUGUGGUUGUAACUGAUUUAAUGGGCAAAAUAACAAGCAAGAUUAGGUCAGUUGUGCCACCUCCCACAAUGAGCAAUAGAAUUUUGGCGAUCAAAGAAACACAAACCCCGGAACCGGUGAAACGUUCCAAGCGGGAAAAGUAUUAAUUCUCAAACAAGGGGAAAACCCGUAUUAUAACUAAAAUGCAAAAAAUCCGAAUGAGCUAGAGAACAAUAGAAUUUGGUUAGCAGAAAUGUUGGAUGCUUCGUGUAAAACCAAAGCCUUACAGUAGUGCAGCCUAAUAGUAGGCGAUCCCAAUAGAGCAAUAGUUAAGGGAUGUGCUCAACACAGCGAAAGGAUUGAGAAUUGCCCAACGGAGCUAAGGAUUUGAAGAUCUCGGCUGUAUAUGUAAGAUAAAGUCUAGGAUCAUUAAAAGCCCAGACUAGCGAGUAUGCGAAAGACGGCCACGGCCGUGUUCGGCUCUUUGCAGGGCAGUAUGGCAGUGCCAUCGAAUGGUUGGAAGAAAACUCUGUUAUAUCGCUGUGUUCUGCAGCAUGGAAUCGAAUUCUGCACAGGAGAUUCUGUUAAAUAUUAUCAACAUUGUUAAACGACACUUCCGUUACGGAGCAAACGCUUGUUACACGUACAUUUCUUCAGUUGUUAUUCGCCACGUUAACGUACGGUUGGCGAACGAUGCGAUCGCCAACGUGAGAAAAACAUGAUGGUUACAGGAGUUUUGGUUUUUUUUUCUGAAGUUACAAACUUCUGCAUAUUCAACGUUUUAAGUACUUUGUUUUGUUGGUUUACUUGCGGGAAGCAACAUACUGUGCUUUUUUUAUAAAACUAUUGUUUCAUGGAAUCAGUUACUGUUUUUCUUCCAAUUUUAAGCUAGUUUCUGUGAAGCAUACUCAUUUUGACAGACACAUUUAGGUAUGUAAGUACAAAGUUUUCCCAUUUUCGAGAUUAUGCUUGUGGGUUACGCUUCGCUUAAUACUAGCUUACGCUGGAAUGAAUUUUGUUGUUUUUUGAUUCAGGAAUUUUUUGGCAACACGAGGGGUUUAAGUUAUUUUUGUAGCAACGCACAAACAGAAAAAUCAGAAUAUUAAAUUAUAUCUAAAGUCUACCAAACCGGGCACAAUCAA